Messenger RNA from Limulus polyphemus (Atlantic horseshoe crab), 1522 nucleotides. Its product is annotated as sodium/potassium/calcium exchanger Nckx30C-like. Gene Ontology annotation, biological process: calcium ion transmembrane transport; intracellular calcium ion homeostasis. The transcript is spliced from 2 exons. The coding region runs from base 650 to 1522 and encodes 290 amino acids. Lineage: Eukaryota; Metazoa; Arthropoda; Merostomata; Xiphosura; Limulidae. Gene Ontology annotation, cellular component: membrane. The record is from RefSeq and is a predicted model, not a curated record. Gene Ontology annotation, molecular function: calcium, potassium:sodium antiporter activity; calcium channel activity.
UUCAAAUGAAGAGGUUACGUCUCCAAAACUCUAAUUGAGAGUUUUGUGACUUCUAGUUUGGCUAAAACAAACGCCCCACCCUCGUCAUGUCGUCAGUACCGAUGACAGCAAUCUGUUAUCAUCUCGUCAGGACAUUCACUAUUGUAACUUGAAGACAGCGAUCUGUUAUCAUCUUGUCACGACAUUCACUAUUGUAACUUGAAGACAGCGAUCUGUUAUCAUCUUGUCACGACAUUCACUAUUGUAACUUGAAGAUAGCAAUCUGUUAUCAUCUCGUCAGGACAUUCACUAUUGUAACUUGAAGACAGCGAUCUGUUAUAAUCUCGUCAGGACAUUCACUAUUGUAACUUGAAGACAGCGAUCUGUUAUCAUCUUGUCACGACAUUCACUAUUGUAACUUGAAGACAGCGAUCUGUUAUCAUCUUGUCAGGACAUUCACUAUUGUAACUUGAAGACAGCGAUCUGUUAUCAUCUCGUCAGGACAUUCACUAUUGUAACUUGAAGACAGCGAUCUGUUAUCAUCUCGUCAGGACAUUCAUUAUCUAACUUUGUCUUCUGUUAAGGACCUUAAGUAUUUCCAAGGCUAAUGUACUAGUGUUCCCUUUUUUGUGUUCAAUAAACGACAUGGAUACCAGAAAGGUUUUUUAACAUGGCUAUCAGAAAGGUUUUUCGAAAGCGAUGGAGGAACCCAAUCGCAGUGUUCGGGGUAGGAAUUUUCGUGGUAGGCUUGUUGUCAAACACUCGUCCAUCAGUGAAUGGUUGUAGUCACAGCGACACCAAUCCAGAACUGAUUACUUUAGAUCUAAAGACGAGUUAUAGACCCACUUACUAUUUCCGGGACUUGUUAAGUAUUGAAGGAGGCGACGCCAACACCACCAAGCCUCCACCUCAGUUUCCACCAGAUUUAUUUACGGAAACCCAAAGAAAACAUGGUGCCGUAAUUUUCCAUGUGAUUGGACUAGUUUACAUGUUUGCCGCCCUGGCUAUCGUUUGUGACGAGUUUUUCAUACCCGCCCUGGAUGUAAUUACAGAGAAGCUCAAGAUUUCGGAGGAUGUUGCCGGAGCAACCUUUAUGGCCGCAGGGGGCAGUGCUCCCGAGCUCUUCACCAGUAUCAUUGGGGUUUUUAUCUCUUUUGAUGAUGUUGGAAUUGGAACAAUCGUUGGGUCUGCAGUGUUUAAUAUUCUCUUCGUCAUCUCAAUGUGCGCCAUCUUUAGCAAGUCUGUUCUACAACUCACCUGGUGGCCACUUUUUCGUGAUGUUAGUUUCUAUUCCAUAAUUCUGAUUAUUCUGAUCAUGUGUUUUCGAGACAAUGUUAUAUACUGGUACGAAUCGGUGGUUCUCCUCUUGUGCUAUGCCUGCUAUGUUACAUUCAUGAAAUUCAACGAACCACUAGAAAAGCUAGUGAAGAAAAUCCUCAACAGGAACAAAGUUACCAGAGUGGAUAGUAAAGACCAUCUGAUGCCUAGUGUAAGUAACGGAGAUUUUUCUUUAUCUAAAGUUACCUUUUCUUUGAGAUUAUGA